GCGGCGGCCCAUUCCAGGCAGCAUACGCACCACCCAAGCAAAAUGAACCAAGAGAAGCUCAAAAAGCUCGCCGACACUGUCCGGAUUGGAGGCAAGGGUGCCGUCCGACGUAAGAAGAAGGUUGUGCACCGCACAGCGAACACCGACGAGAAGAAGCUGCAGAGUUCUCUCAAGAAACUCACAGUUAGCAAUAUCCCCGGAAUCGAGGAGGUGAAUAUGAUCAAAGAAGACGGAACGGUCAUCCACUUCAACAAUCCGAAAGUGCAAGGCUCACUGCCUCACAACACGUUCGCGAUCUCUGGACACGCUGAUCAUCGCCGCAUCACGGAAAUGUUGCCGGGCAUUCUGUCGCAACUGGGACCCGAAUCUCUGACACAUUUGAAGGAGCUGGCGACGGCGCAAGCCGGUGGUGACAAUAAGGAUGGUAGCAACGAGGCUGAAGACGAUGUGCCCGACCUUGUCGACAACUUCGACGAGCCCUCGAAAACGGAGGCUGUUACCGCUGUUACGGCCUAGGUACCGCGAUUCAAACCAACUGGAAUCGUGCACCCGCAAGGGGGUGCGGGGUGGCGACCGGGGUAACACGGUUUGUAUUGUAAAGCACCACCUCCAGUAGACGGUUCAGAACAACGUCGGUUUACAAUGAUCAACAAUUUCGUCCGCGGCUCCCCGUUACAAUAAAACAUCUAUUUGUUACCGUGAAUU
Molecule: messenger RNA, 705 nt
Organism: Galendromus occidentalis (western predatory mite)
Lineage: Eukaryota; Metazoa; Arthropoda; Arachnida; Mesostigmata; Phytoseiidae
Gene: bic
Product: bicaudal
Exons: 3
Coding region: 43-516 (157 amino acids)
Source: RefSeq, a predicted model, not a curated record